Helicoverpa zea (corn earworm) is the source of this 1343-nucleotide messenger RNA. It is a transcript of the gene Fis1, whose product is annotated as mitochondrial fission 1 protein. The coding region runs from base 152 to 601 and encodes 149 amino acids. The record is from RefSeq and is a predicted model, not a curated record. NCBI's taxonomy places the organism in Eukaryota, Metazoa, Arthropoda, Insecta, Lepidoptera, Noctuidae. The transcript is spliced from 5 exons. Gene Ontology annotation, cellular component: peroxisomal membrane; mitochondrial outer membrane. Gene Ontology annotation, molecular function: protein binding. Gene Ontology annotation, biological process: mitochondrial fission; peroxisome fission; mitochondrial fragmentation involved in apoptotic process.
UGCUGUCAAAGCGCUUCAACGUCAAAUUCGUCAAAACUUUGAUUUUCCAAUUUUUCAUUAUUGAUAACGCGAAAUAAUGAUAAAUGCCCUUUUUGGAGUUUAACUUACAAUACGUUUGAAUUCUUCAUACUAUUUCUAUAUUCAAAUAAUUAUGGAGGACGUUCUGGAUGAAAUAGUAUCUUCGGAAGAUUUGCAAAAGUUCGAGAAAGUGUUCCACGAGCAGCUGCACCAAGGGAACGUGACGCACAAGGCGCAGUUCGAGUACGCGUGGUGCCUGGUGCGCAGCAAGUAUCCCACAGACAUACGCAAGGGUAUCCUGCUCCUCAAAGAGUUAUUCAACUCACACCCUGAUGGCAAGAGAGAUUACCUGUUCUACCUUGCCAUAGGCAACGCUAGAAUCAAGGAGUAUAACAAGGCUCUGCACUAUGUUAAAUCCUUCUUAGAAAUUGAGCCCGCCAACCAACAAGUUUUGGCAUUAGAGAGUCAAAUAAACAAGCGAAUGGAGAAAGAAGGUCUGAUAGGCAUCGCGGUGGCGAGCGGCGCCGUGCUGGCCAUCGGCGGCAUCGUCGGCCUCGGCAUAGCGCUGGCUAGCAAGAAAUAGCAUUUGGCCUUUCUAAUGAACGCUCUGUUGGGCGCUCAUUACCUCUUCACUAAGAAGAAGCACUUGAAAGAGGACUAGCAGCCGACUUUAUAACGAUAUUCCUAAUAAGCAACUCUCACAAGGCUUAGAAUUACUUCUUAUUUAUCUAUGUACAAAUUCAUCCAUGAUAUUUCGUUACCAAAAUUAAAAAAAAAAACAAUUUCAAAACGCUUUUAGAUUUAAAAAAAGAAUAUUGUGUGGUUUUUGAUUAAGUAGUAUAGUUUUUUUAAGAGUAAAUAGUGAGUAGCUAGCGUAAAAUGUAUGUAAUGAUAUAAUUAAUAUGUAUACUUUAUUUAUUUCUCUAGCUUUAGGCAUUAUUUUAUAUGUAAGAGAUGGUUAUAGUAUAUUGAACGAGUUAAAAGUUUGUCAAUGUGAUUCCAUUAAAUAAAUACACUUUUUGUUUUGGUUAAAAAUUCUUAUAUUGUAUGACCCUUCCAAAUAUAUGUAAGUACGUACCUAUUUAAAUAUCACCUAUAUAUGCUAUGUAUUAAUAUUAAUGUGAGGGUUUGUGUGACACAUUUUUAUGAUUAGUGAUGAUGUUCUAAUCUCUGAGUCAAAACUGCGCAUACGCAACAGUGGGCACAACUUUUGUAAUAAUGUGUAAUCGUAUAAACAUUACCCUGUUCCAAGCAUAAUGAUCAUGAAUAUUCAUGAUUGAUUUAUAAAGUAAUUAAAAGCCAAUAAAACAACACGUUCAAAACAA